AUGCAAGGAAGGGUACACCUUGCGCCGCCAUCGGCAGUCCGCCCCCUGUCCAGCUUGCUAGCAGUGCACCAACCAUCAAGAAAAGGUUGGCAAAAGUGCCCCUUCAACCCGUGUACACAGCCGUACACGAUAUGAGUUGUCAAUAGCUUCGACAAAGCACGAUAAUUUGGAAUCAGGAGUGAGUGGUCAUUUUUUAUUUACAUGGUUGGGGAUGGCGGCCGGUACGACGGUUCGUAUUUACUGAUAGGUUCCAGAGCAACAGGAGGAAGUACCGCGAGUUAUCGCGAGGUGGUGCAAGUAUGUACAAGCAUUAACUAUUUUAGUGCUUCUGGGCUUCCACGGCAGCAGUAUUGCGGCUUUUGGUUUGCAGUUUGCUGCCUUUGGUACUGUUCGUAGGUCACUUGAUGUGUAAUUUUGUCAGUCAACGUGUCGGCGCUCGAAGCGUGACGAACGCAAAGGUGUUUUGUGUCAUGUAUCGUUCGCUGCUCACGGAU
Molecule: messenger RNA, 494 nt
Organism: Ectocarpus sp. CCAP 1310/34
Lineage: Eukaryota; Phaeophyceae; Ectocarpales; Ectocarpaceae
Source: the annotation of a GenBank genome assembly